Messenger RNA from Sitodiplosis mosellana (orange wheat blossom midge), 2433 nucleotides. Its product is annotated as ATP-binding cassette sub-family C member 4-like. NCBI's taxonomy places the organism in Eukaryota, Metazoa, Arthropoda, Insecta, Diptera, Cecidomyiidae. Gene Ontology annotation, biological process: transmembrane transport. Gene Ontology annotation, cellular component: membrane. The record is from RefSeq and is a predicted model, not a curated record. Gene Ontology annotation, molecular function: ATP binding; ABC-type transporter activity; ATP hydrolysis activity.
AUCCAUUGUCAGCCGUUGACACACACGUUGGGAAACAUAUCUUCGACAAAUGCAUCAAAGGAUUUUUGUCCGAUAAAAUCUGCGUUCUCGUCACGCAUCAAUUGCAGUACUUAAGGAAUGUGCAACAUGUUGUUCUGUUGAACAAAGGCAAAGUGGAGGCACAAGGUCCAUUCCAAACAUUGCAGAGAUACAACAAAGAGUCGCUGAUGCAUGCUCAGGAGGAAGGUGAUCAAAAUGCCAUGGACAACUCUCAGAAUCGGAUCCGCAAGCAUUCAUCCACGUCAUCAUUCUGUAGCGAGGAUGUCGAAGACGAACCAGACAAGCGCAAAGAACACCACGUGACUGGCAACAUUAAAUUCAGUACUUACAAAACAUAUUUCAAAGCUGCCCACAGUCGCUUCUUUGUUGUUUUCGUUUUCAUUCUGUUCAUUGUGGCGCAAUUUGCGUGGAGUGGUGCCGAUUUCUUCUUGGCCGAAUGGGUUGAUUGGGAGGAAAAAGUAACGAAACCUCCAGUUGAAACGGUUAAAAAUGCAACUGAAGUGCCUUCUAUAGCAAGCCGUUCAAGUGAAACUUCUGAACCGGUGAAAGAGAAACGCGAACAGCUCCUCAUUAUUUACACUAGUAUCAUGGUGCUCGGUACAAUUGCUUUUCUGUGCCGUUCAUUCUCAUUCUUUCGAAUGUGCUUACGCAUAUCAAUUAAUUUACAUGAUAUGAUUUUUCGAGGCAUCACUCGGGCGAAGAUGAUUUUCUUCAACAACAAUCCCAGUGGCCGUAUCUUGAAUCGAUUCGCAAGAGAUAUCAACAACGUUGACUCAUUGCUGCCAAAUAUUAUGGUUGAUGUUUUGGAUUGUUUCUUGCAAUAUUUGGCAAUUAUUGUCAUUAAUGCGAUUGUAAAUCCCUGGUUAUUGGUUCCAGCUGUUAUAAUGACACUACUUUUCUAUUUGAUGCGCCUUGUUUAUGUAAAUACCGGACGUAGUUUCAAACGAAUCGAAGCCUUAAGCCGUAGUCCAAUUUUCUCACACAUGAAUGCAACGCUUCAGGGCUUGUCCACAGUGCGUGCCUUCAAUGCGGACACAAUUUUAGAAAUGGAAUUUCACGAGUUCCAAGAUAUGAACACAUCAUGUUGGUAUCUUUUCAUUUGUGCAUCGCGAUGGUUUGCACUUUGGCUGGAUAUUGUGUGCCUUUUGUUCAUCGCCUUCGUCACUUACAGCUUCUUAAUUUUUGGAAAUACCGAAGACAGUGGCAAAGUUGGUUUGGCGAUAUUGAGCAGUAUUAAUUUGAUCGGAACGUGUCAAUGGGGAAUGCGUCAAAGUGCUGAGCUGGAAAAUCAAAUGACUUCCGUCGAACGUGUUAUUGAAUAUGCUGAAUUGCCUUCGGAACCGCCACUCGAAUCAGACGAGAAGAAUGCACCACCAAAAGAUUGGCCUUACUAUGGAAACAUCGAAUUCAAGUCGCUAAGCUUACGAUACGCUGAGAAUGGUGCUCGAAUUCUACGGAAUUUAACUUUCCGAAUCAAUGCCAAGGAAAAAAUCGGUGUAGUUGGUCGAACGGGUGCUGGCAAAAGUUCGAUAAUCCAGUCUCUGUUCCGUUUGGCUCAGAACGAAGGUCAGAUUUUGAUCGAUGGCAUUGAUGUCGGUGUGAUUGGUCUGCACGAUUUGCGAAAAAAGAUUUCGAUCAUUCCGCAAGAGGCGGUUCUAUUCUCUGGAAGUCUCCGGUUCAAUUUGGAUCCAUUCGCUGAGCGAAGCGACGACGAACUUUGGAACUCACUUGAGCAAGUCGAGUUGAAGUCAGUAAUAUCGUCAUUGCCUGGUGGCAUCGAUUGCAAAGUACUGGACGGUGGAUCGAAUUUCAGCGCUGGUCAACGUCAGCUGCUGUGUUUGGCGCGUGCCAUUCUACGAAACAGCAGAAUAUUGAUUCUCGACGAGGCGACGGCCAACGUUGAUUCCGAAACGGAUCGAUUAAUCCAGGACACGAUACGAAAUAAGUUCGGUGACUGUACCGUUAUAACGAUAGCACAUCGACUGCACACAGUCAUGGACAGCGAUAAGGUGCUAGUAGUGGACGCGGGCGAAAUUAUGGAGUUUGAUCAUCCGUUCGAGCUAAUUCAAAAGCCAGAUGGCUUCUUCAAACGACUACUCGAUCAAACUGGCAGUUCAACGGCGACAGCGCUCACACUUGUCGCCAAGGAGAGCUUCGAUCGAUGUAAUGCAAAACAGUGAAUAGUUUAAGCGGAUGGCAGCCAUGACUUCAAACAUACUUUUUACUCGUAUAUCUGAAAUCUGAACCAAAGUUCAUUCUACUUAAUUAGGUACUUAUCAUUUUGUGGCUUUUUUGCACAAUUUUUAUUUCUCGAUUUCAAUAUAUACAAACUAUAUUUUUAAUUGUACAAAUAAAUUUUUUAAAUAAAAUGAUGAAAGAUGCAAUCAAAUCCAA